Molecule: messenger RNA, 5151 nt
Organism: Ruditapes philippinarum (Manila clam)
Lineage: Eukaryota; Metazoa; Mollusca; Bivalvia; Venerida; Veneridae
Exons: 6
Coding region: 373-4764 (1463 amino acids)
Source: RefSeq, a predicted model, not a curated record
CACAGCGGUCCAUACAAUCACAUCAACAGUUAUUGCUUGUUAUUCGUUCAAAAAUGCUCAAAGUCUUUGGAUGAUAACCCAUGAUGCAAAACCAUAUUGAAAUUUUAUUAUUAUAAUUGUUCUGUCUGAUAGCGUCUGUCAAAGAUAGAGGAUGACAUAACUGCCUUUAAAGAUAUAGGUAAUCAAAAGAAGACAAAGAAAAGACUGGAGUAUUUGGAAAAUAAACAAAAGUUACAAGACGAGCUUGUUAAAUAUUACAAGAAGUAUUAUGUGAAAACAUCACUGUCACCAUUGAAACAACAACAAGAAAGCAUCAACGUGAAAGAUGUAUAUGUACCCCCUGAGAUAAAAGUCAUUGAAGAAAAAAAAGAUAUGAAUAGAAGAGGAGGAGAGACUGCCAGAAAUUCUGCGGAAGAAGCGGAAGAAGAGGAUACGAUACUUUAUAGCAGAAAAGCAGACGUGGAAACAAAUCAAUUGGAUAAAGUUCGAUAUAACAGAAUGGAAAAUCAAUCUGUGAAUACUAAUAAAAGUGAGCCAGGGAAGAACACCGUGAAAGGAUACCACGAACAUUUUCAAACGAAAGGAAAUAAAAAGAUUUAUAUAUUGGGCGAUGUUGGAACAGGAAAAAGUACUUUCUGUAAAAUGAUGAUUGAAAACUGGUGUGACGCCGUAAAAAGUAGCACCAAUGAAUUGAUUUGCUUUGAAAAUGGUCAUGACGCAACAAAAGCCGUAUCCAGUGAUGUAAAUAGAAAAAGUGAGUACGAUAAUGUCAGUCAGGUAGCACAAUAUGAAUUUCUUUUCUAUAUCCCGUUACAAUAUAUGUCUGCUUUUAAGUCUGACUCAACAGUUGAGAUGAUUAAAGAAAUUACAAGAGACCUCACUUCAAAUUCAGAGUUGAUUGACAAAAUAUUCCAAGAAGACUCAAUGCGUUGUCUUAUCAUUGCUGAUAGCUUGGAUGAAUGGACGCCUCCUAAAGAAAUUGUGUGUAAACCACAUGUAAGCUACGGGAUACCAAACGGAGACAAGACAAACGAUGCAACAGUCAUUACAUUAUCUAGACCAUCAGCAAAAGGAAUUCUUAAUUUGGAAAACUCAGAAGUGGAUCUCAAGUUACAGUUAUUAGGUAUAUCUGGUGAUUCAUUACGAUCAUUCAUCGAAAGGUAUAUUUCUAACACGCAUGUUACCAAUAAGACAUACGAUGAAUUCAUUAAAAAAUUGGAGAUAAAACAUAUAGAACAUGUAGUGAAAACGCCAUUGAUUUUGCAGCAAUUAUUGUGGUUAUACUGUAAUGGUGAAGACAUAGGAAAAUCCGUAUGCGAAACUCACUGUGUAAUUUUGAAUAUCAUGUUUGCCUAUUCAGACCGCAGAAAAAAAGGACCCUACCUCAUUAGACCAAUAGUAGAUUACAAUAAUUUAAAUCCGAUAAAUAGUUUAAACAGAUUUCCCAGAAUACAGGAAUAUAUACCCAUUCUUUUUCGUCUAGGAAAAAUAGCAUUUGAAACUUGUACUUCUGACAAAGUACAAGCCACAUUUGGUCUGUCAAAUCUUGAAAUGCAUUUAUCGGAAGAUGACAUAAAACAGCUUACAGAUCUAGGUAUCCUCAAUAAAAGUAGAUGCUUUGGUCGGUUGUUUGAAGAAACAAAAUUUUCAUUCAGCCAUAUCUGUGAUAUUGAGUUUUUUGCCGCAUUGUAUCUUGCAAUAUAUUAUGGUACGGCUCAAACCGCCUCUACAAAUAGAGAGGAUACGGCUCUAGAUCUUCUGUUUCUAAGAUGCAAAUUAACUUGUGAUGUAAUACAAUUAUCUAAUUUGAUUAAACUGUUUUGUGGAUUGUCCCCCGAUAUUAUUGGAAGUUUGUCAAAAAGAAUUUCCAGUAUUGUGAAUGAGGAUGGACACAUUUUACAACAUAGAAGAAAUGAGGAUAUACGAUAUCAUGAUGUAUUAAUUCAGAUACAAAGGCUCAUGGUACUUUGUCUUAACGAGUUUGACUCUGAUAACACAACAAUUAUCAGCCUGAGUGAUCUUUACAUAAGUGGCGAUGAACCUAUUCCACCUCUUCACAAAAUAAACCCAGAGUAUGUGAUAUCUCUGUAUAUUGACUUUAGUUAUGAAUUUGGUGAAUACAACAAAGACGUUGGGGAAUAUGUCACAAAAUGCAAACACAUGCAAAACAUGCAUGUAUCUUUGAACCCUUUCAAUCAAUAUCAAAGAUUUCCUUAUUUGUUUGCCGAAAAAGUAUAUUUAAAACAACUUAGGUUAAGUAAUGUGACUGAUUGUGAUAUAGAUCUCUCUAUGGUGAACCGGCUACAGGCACUUGUUCUGACUGGCUGUAGUUAUAUAGAUAUUUCUAACCUCGACACAGAACAUCUUGAAAGUAUAAACAUUAUACAAUGUGACGGUUUUUCUUGCUUUUUAACAGCCAGCAAUUUGACAGAUGUGUACAUUGAAAAAUGUCAUGGAAGUAUAGAUAUGACAUCACUACAGUCAGUUAUACAAAACGCAGCAUUUUUAAGACAACUGACAUUAGAUUCUGUAACUGAUACGUUGAGUAAUGAUUAUAUAAAUAUUGAUCUGUCUAGACAUCAUCAACUCCAAAAGCUAAAAAUAAAAAACUGUUUAACUUUAGUAAUUACAGGAUUAAAUACUGAACAACUUGAACAAGUAUACAUCGUAAACAGUGAUCUAUAUGGUAAAGUCUGUACUCAUACUAGGAUACCAGUACUAGAAUUUGCUCAUGCAUCAGCCAAAAAACUAAGCAAAGUUUACCUGGAAGACGUAAUUGUUAAUAUAGCAUCACUGAUACCAUUAUUAGAACAAGCACCGUUACAACAUCUGACAAUAAUUAGGGUGUCUGAUGGUCAACCAAAUUUUGAAGAUCAUUUAAGAGGUGUAUCGGAUCAGCCUGAUGGUGAAGGUCAUUUGAAAAGAUUAUCUGGAAAACGUUCGGAUGGUGUGCAACCCAAAGUUGGAGGUUGUGCUUAUAUUUUAAACCUUUCAACGCAAAACGAGCUCACGCAUCUUAUGAUUGAAUCCUGUGAUCAAAUCAAAAUUUCCACUAUCAAUGUUGAAAAACAUGAAAAGCAGUCAACUUCCUUUGAAACACUUUCAACGGGCAGCGACCAACUAUUUAGUUAUACAGGUUAUGGCCAUCAAGCCGGCAAUGCUUUGUCAGUACAGCAGUUUGCAACAGCACCAAUCAUUCAAUCACAGGCAGAUGCUACAUUAUCAUCUAUAGUUGAAAGACAAGAGAAUAUCUCGGAAAAUAAAGGUACAUUAUGUAAAGAAGUAAAAGAAAUAGGGAAAAUAGUAAAUCAAGAUGAGCUAGACAGAAUAUGCGAAAGUCGCGAUAGAAAAGACAAAUUAGUUGUUCAAUGUUGUGAGUCGAUUUGCAAUAUAAUAAAGAGUUCCUCAGAAUAUAUAUUUCACGUUUAUGCUGCGUACAAGAAGGAAAAUGAGCGGAAAAUAUUUUUUGUUGUAACUGUAAUGUGGGAUUUUGAUCUAAAUGAAAAUGACAUAGGAUACAGAAUGAUGAAAAGAAAUUACGGUGAUUUGAGUACAGAAGGAAUUGAUAUAAGCUCUAGCACAGAAGAGAGGGAACAGAUAAUGAGUGAUGAUGAAAAUAAAAAACUAAGUGCAUGCAUAUCAAAGUACGCAGGAAAACUGAUGGACAAUCAUAGAUAUCUUAAUGUAAUAUCUGGGAGUAUUGUUAGGUCAAAAAACUAUAAACCAAGUGCUAUGUGUUUCAGCAAACAAAGCUGUAUCGCCUUAUAUGUGCUUGUUAAAGGUUUUAUACCAAUAGAAGAGGAUGCAUUUCAAAACACUUAUGAUGGUGUUGAAGUUGAUAUUAGGGAAGGUCUGUUUUUUCCUUACGGAACGGCGAGAGAGUAUCAUGAUGAUAUCAAAAUGGGGUGUAAGAUAACCAGGUUCACAGGAAUAGCUGGUGAUUUAGGUGGAACUCUUGGAGGGUUCAUUGACCACCCGAGUUAUGGGGUUUGUGGUAUAACAUGUGCACACGCGUUGAUGUUUCCUGAUGAAUUAAGAAAAUGUGUUGAACAUAACAGAGAAAUAACCUGGCCAAAAAUAUUUUCUAGUGAUAUCGUUUGUCAGCCGAACAUUGUUUCAGAUAAAAUCAAUAAGAUAGGACGCAUUGUACAAGCUAUCUACAAGGAAGGUGACCAGUCUGAAGCAGGUGUAGAGGUAGCUGUUAUACAGAUAGAAGAUAGACCACCAAUAUCAGGUCACUUCCCAGGGAUUGGACCGAAUGGAAUCAAUAUACCGUACACUUUUGAAACUGGCAAGACAUGUGGUGUAUCAAGGGUUUUGGGGAAAGAUUUGUUUAAGUUUGGCUGCAUCUCAGAUUUUACUCAAGGUAGAAUUAAAUCAACACCAGUCUGUGUAAGGACCUUUGAGUUCGAGCAUAAUGGGUUUACCAUCAGACUUUUGAAUCAGCUUGAAAUAGAAACUGAAAAGUUUGCUACGCAUGGUGAUUCAGGCUCGCUUGUUUUCUGUAAGGGAAUGUCAGGAGAUUUUGAAUGUGUAGGAAUGGUUGAAGGUGGAGUUUCUUAUAAAACAUGCAUUAUUACCCCUAUACAGUCAAUACUUGCUGCUUUGAAAGUUAGCUCUCUUAAAGAUUUUGAAAUUAAAAAAACAAAACAUCAAUUAGAUGCAAUUGACAACAGAGUCAGCUCUAUUGAAACAAAAGUAAAUUCUAUGCACUCAUUGUUACUAUCUUUCACACAGAAAAAUUCUAAUGAUCAAGCAAAAUAAAAAAAAUAUCAGAAUGUAACAAAAUAAACGCCAAAAACAACUUUACUCAUAACGAUAGCUAAACACUUUUCUGCAAAUUAUAUCUUGAAUAUUUUCCUUGGAAUUUACAAUGACAUUAAACAUUUAAUGAAUUGAUUUUUUUUAGAUUUAUAUGCUUGUCAAGUGCAGUAAAUUUGAUACUUGCUUUAUUGUUCCAAUAAUGCAUAUGAAGUCUAAGGAUGAUUUUUUUUUGUAACAGAAAGAUGCAAAUACAUAACAAAUAUUCCCGCCAUGACUUCGAUUUGACUUCCUGUUUACAAACAAAAGUAACAAUACACAUGACAAUUAAGCCAAAGGAUCUAUUACCUCACGCAGUUGUCAGAGUUUGUACUUAUUGUUAUGAACGUA